AUGGAAUAUUUCAUCGAUGAAGAAAAAUAUUUUUACUUGAUUUUAUUGCACAUCAACGUAGCCAUUUGCAUUGCAUCGAUUGUAGCAGUAGCACUUGGUACAAUGUUCUUUACGUUUAUUCAACAUAUCUGUGGAAUGUUUAGAAUUGCUAGCUAUCGUAUCGAGUAUGCUAUAAAUAUCAACAUUCAACAAAAUAUUAUAUUGAAAAAUAAGAUCUGGAUGAUCAAGACUAUAAAUUAUGCUGUAGAUAUUCAUCGGCAAGCUACUAAAUUGUUAAUACAUUUUAUAACCACAUUCGAGAAAAUGUUGUUUAUUUUAAUCGUCCUUGGUGUGGCUUGCUUGAGCCUUAGUUUAUUUCAAGUAAGUUAUUUACCAUCAUAUAAUUACGUAUGA
This is a messenger RNA of Mycetomoellerius zeteki, 393 nucleotides long. RefSeq lists its product as uncharacterized. Lineage: Eukaryota; Metazoa; Arthropoda; Insecta; Hymenoptera; Formicidae. Bases 1 to 393 code for a protein of 130 amino acids. The record is from RefSeq and is a predicted model, not a curated record. The transcript is spliced from 3 exons.